Molecule: messenger RNA, 552 nt
Organism: Colletotrichum navitas
Lineage: Eukaryota; Fungi; Ascomycota; Sordariomycetes; Glomerellales; Glomerellaceae
Exons: 2
Coding region: 240-551 (103 amino acids)
Source: RefSeq, a predicted model, not a curated record
AACGCAUCUAGAAUACAUUAAUCUAAGCUGUAAAGCCCUAUGACAGGUACAUAGGGAAUGGUAAUACCGUUCUUGAGAUUGGCAACGCCAAGCUUACUGGGUUGACGACUGAUAUUCUCACCUCCCAGGCGGGCAAUACCACCAUCGUGAUUACAAUACGCUCUUUCAGCAGAGUGAGUGAAAUACACAACGAACCCGUGACACUUUCCCGAUAGAACAUCCUAACCCGAGCAAGACGUAUGGCUUGGUCUCCAGAGGGUCCACUAGACAGGCUUGUACCUCCCUUCAUCAGUCCAUCCCAGUCGUGGAUGAAAAGCACUCCACAAGCCCUAAUCGCACAUAUCGUGAAGCAAGUCGACUCCAGGUCACUAGGCAAGCCACAAAAAUACCGGAUUGUUAUGACGCAUGAGCAAGAGCAAGGUCCGUGGAAAAGAAAAAGUUUGAAAAAGUCUGAAAAAGAUUGGAAGCGUCAAUCGCUGACGGGAAUUGAGCCCGACGUGGGGGUCGAACCCACAACCUUGAGAUUAAGAGUCUCACGCUCUACCGAUUGAG